AUGACUGAACUGAAGCUGGAACUGAAACAAGCUGCUCCCAACCUGUUCUCACUGGAUCCGUACUGUGCCCUGGAAGGCGGCCAUGACCCCUCCACACACACACAUUUGGAUGCGGUGGCGCUCGUGGUAAAGAAUCCGCCUGCCAAUGCAGGAGAUGCCAGAGACUCAAGCUCAGUUCCUGCGUUAGGAAGCUCUCCUGGAGGAGGAAAUGGCUACCCACUCCAGUAUUCUUUCCUGGAGAAUCCCAUGGACAGGGGAGUCUGGCAGGCUACAGUCCAUAGGCUCGCAAAGAGUUGGACACAACUAAGCGACUGA
This is a messenger RNA of Rangifer tarandus platyrhynchus (Svalbard reindeer), 315 nucleotides long. The record is from the annotation of a GenBank genome assembly. NCBI's taxonomy places the organism in Eukaryota, Metazoa, Chordata, Mammalia, Artiodactyla, Cervidae.